AUGAUUUCGUCCCCUUCCGGUUUCGUUAACUCGUCCUUCGCUGUCGGCCACAAUGUUGUCAAGUCAAUACUCUUCCGUAUUGCCGGUAUCGCGGUUCAGAUUGGUGUUUUCAAGCUCUUCUCCCUUCUAGCGUCAACGCGAAGUGCAUUUACGGCGUAUUUGAUGUUCACUGAGGAUUAUAUUCAAAGGCUCCUAUUCAUAUUUUCUCGUGGAUUUAGUCACCAUGCCGCCCUCGUCCUGUUUCUCACCAUCUUCCUGCUUGGUGCGGGUUUGUAUGACACCUUUCUCUGGGGUCUCGAUUCGCCCGGUUAUAUUGCAACGGAAACAAAUUUCACGGCUGCAUCCUUUCAGCACCGAAUGUCGAAGCGCCCGGGAUACGUGGUGUUCUCUUCCACAAGACCAGGCGAGGUGGAUGGGCUUGAAAAGCACUUUGUAGGGCUCAUGAACGGCAAUUUGUUCGAUUCCAACCUCAACUUCACUUUGACAGGCGAAGUCGACCUGGGAACACCAGAGCCUGUUCCCCCAACCCGCGAAUUUGAACCUGAGCUUGGUCCCGGACCGCGGAUAUGGCUUGAUGAUGAAGGGUUCUCAGUCUCACCUGAUACUUAUAUCACUGUCGGAGGAUACCUUCCAUCAAAUAAUCUAACGUCGUACAGUUGCCCCUGGCGACCAGGCAUCAACGAGUCAGCAGUGUGGGAAUGCAGCUUCGACAAUGCUUUCGCGGGAAUAUUUUUAAGAGAAACUAUGGUCGGCAAGCCGGAAAUACAUUGGGACGAUGAGACGGACAAAAGGUACCUUUCGGUAUAUCUGUCCCCUAACCGGGAGGAUAACCCUUGGGCUGUGUUGGGAAUGGGAGGUGACACUGCUAUGAUGAAACAGAUGUUCACCGUGACAAAAGGCCGAAGGAGACACACUUUCCUUGACACUGCCCUGAAAAUAUCAUCGGUUUACGACUAUUACGCUCCAUUCCCUUUCGACGAGGUUCAUGAUAUCAUCAAACGGUCUUGGAACGUAGACCCAGCGCUGACAAACGACCCAACUAUCACUCAGAUCACGGAAAAGCUCCAAAUUGCCAAAGCAGACAACAGCAGUAUGCACCUUGGCUCAGUCGUUAAAAUCGGAAACUCCGUCGUCCAGGUGAAUUUUGAAUGGUUGAAUCCAGAGGGAGUACCAGGCAAGGUCCUCUUUUCAGUUCUCCGAAUAUCUGCGGUUAAUAUCACUCUUGUUCGGUCGGAAACCCUCCCAGAGCCUGUCAAACCUUUUGAGAAAUGUGACAGGUUCUAUUAUAAUGAGGCAACCGGAGGUGAAACAUAUGGCACGAACUGCUACAAGGAAUAUAUCGCAAACACUACUGGCGCACGAUUUUUUGGAGAAAUGGAUGCCUCUUCUGUUCUCAUUGUCAGCGGUACACUAGGUGACGGUGGCUCCAACAUCAGCUCGAAAGCAUUCAACCAGGAAGCCUUUGAAUGGCUUGCAAAGAACGAGCGUAAGCUAGAUGAUCUCGUAUUAUCUCGAGGAUACCUGAUGUCGGUCGACCCGAAGCUGGUUACCCUCAAAAUCAGCACAUCACAGCCAGCAAUGUCAUAUCUCCAAGUUUUACUUGUGAUCCUACCUAUCGUUCUCGCCGCUAUUAUUUGGGGCCUGCUGUGGUACUUUGCUGCUUCACAUUACUCUUCCUCGCUUCUGGCCAAUCUUUACGCGACCACGAAUAUCGGUCAUACUAAUACCAGCGCCGAUCCUCAGUAUAUGCACAAGAUUCCUGAUAUCGACCUCAUUAGGAAGGAUCAGCAAGUAUUAAUGGCAACUUCCACUGGCGUUUUCGUGCAUGCUGAGGAUUCAGAAUCAAACGUGGCCAGCGUGAACGUUGUCAAUCAGAAGUUGGACGACCCAAAGGCCCCAUAUGCCCCGAAUAAUAAUUCAUAUCAUUAUCAAUCCCCUGCAUUGCUGCCGGGUUAG
Molecule: messenger RNA, 1956 nt
Organism: Uncinocarpus reesii 1704
Lineage: Eukaryota; Fungi; Ascomycota; Eurotiomycetes; Onygenales; Onygenaceae
Exons: 1
Coding region: 1-1956 (651 amino acids)
Source: RefSeq, a predicted model, not a curated record